UGGGCGUGUCAUACUUUCGCGGACAGUCAACAAGGCAAAGUUAAAACUACAACCGAGUUUCCUGUCGACAUAUUUGACGAAUUAGUUCAGUUUUUAUCACUAUGGAUGCAAUCAAGCGAUUUGGACGUAAGGCUAGGGAUAGUGUGAAGGCUGCUACCCCUGACAGUCCCAGUAGGUCUUCUGGCUAUGAAGAACAAGAAGCAUCUGGAUUCAUCUGCCCAACCUGUAUGGUUGCACUGUCCACUGCUGAACAGCUCAGGUCACAUUGGGAAUCAGUUCAUGAUACUACCUCUGGGGAUGGAGCAAUGGCUAUGGAACCUGAAGUAGUAGCAUCACCAGCAGGAAACACCAAUGCUGCACACCCAAAUUCUGUCCAAGCCAAUGAACGGGAUGGGGAUCUUGAGAGUUUACGCCAGGAAGUCAGUGAAUUACGGACCUCUUUGAAAGAAGAAAAGUGGUAUGCUACUGAGUUGAAGAAGGAAGUGGACAGAUUAAAGUCUGGGGAAGAACCUGUGUUGAUAGAUGAUACAGAUUUGUUCAAAGAGCAAUUGAAAAAGUCAGAGGAGAGCAGGUCACUCUUAUCUUCUGAGGUUGUACUUUUAAGACAAGAUUUAGCAGAGUCCAAACAGACAGCGGCUAAUUAUAAGACCAUCAAAGAUGCAAUGGAGCAAAAGGCUGCUAGUUUGGCAGCUGAUAUUGCUACAAUACGAGCAGAGCUAGAUGAAGAGAAAGGACAUCAUUUAGCUCUCAAAGAAACCUUGCAACACACUCAAUUUGAGCUGAGGGACAGGGAAAAUCAAAUCAAGGUCUUGGAAUCGCAAGCAUUACAAAGAACUGCUGAUGAUGACAUCCUAGUUUUAAAGAAAGAGUUGGUUAGUAUACAAACUUUGAUGGACCAGAUGAGUCUUGAAGCUGAAGCAGAAAAGAAGGAGCUAGAAAAACAAUGUGGUGAACUCAAAACAAGGAAUGAAGAGGCAGAUGCUAAGAUUAAGAAUUUACAGACAGAGAUAGAGAGUGCUCCUAAAAAGGAAGAAGUUUUAAAAUUACAGUCCAGUAUCAAUGAGACAUCAUCCAGUAGUCAAGCCUUACAACAACAGCUCAAAGAAACUACAGAGAUGAAUAAUAGCUUACAACUCAAACUCACUGAGGCACAGGGACAUUUAAGAGAAACAGAGGUUUUAAAGGAGAAAGUACAACAGGAGCUAGACUUCACCCGCCAGCAGUUCCAGCGAGAUAUAAGCACAAAAGACAACCAAAGUUCUGAUCUACAGAUUCAAAUGUCAAAGGCCAGUGAUAAGCUACAGGAAUUGGAAGUUGCCAAUCAGAAGCUGAAGCAAGAACUUGAAUUUAGUGAGCAGCAACAUCAGCAUCAACUCAUCAGCAAAGAGAAUCAAAAUACAGAGUUACAACAGCAGGUAGACAAGCUCCAAGCAUCCAUCGAUGACAGAGACAAUGAGAUGGAAAAACUUCGAAAAAAUUUAUCUGAGAGUAGACUAUCCGGUGAAGAUCAAAUCAGACAGACUGAACAAAGGCUUACAUCUCUCAAACUAGAGCAUAAUAAAAUUGAGGAAGCUUUGAAGGAACAACAGGGUUUAGUGAAUUCUCUACAACAGCAGCUUGAUACAACCAAACACCAGUAUGAAGAAGAGAGUAACCGUAGUGAUGACCUGGGGUCACAACUAAGAGACAAAGAGGCCCUAUUAGAGGAAAAUACAAGAAAUCUUUCAGAAAGAGAUGUUAAAAUAUCAGAUUUGGAGAGUGCAAUUCAGAAGCAAAAAGAGGUUAAUGACAAAAUGGAAUCAGAGAAAACAGAUCUAAUAUCACAGAUUCAGGCAGGAGAAGGAGUUGAAACUGUCAUUCAGCAACUUAAACAAGAAGUAGAUGUUUUCCAAAAGGAAGUAUCUGAUUUGAAAGCAAGUAAAGAAACACAGGCUGAGGAACAUCAUGAGAAAACAGAACAGCUAUAUAAACAGCUCAAAGAGGCCAAGAGUCAACUUGAAUCUGAGAAAUCCAAACUAGAAAGGACAGAGACAAAUCUUGCUGAUACAACCAGCAAGUUUGCAAGCAUGCAGGAAAAACUUGUUGCUACAGAAGCUGACGUCAAAUCAAAGAAUGAAUUAUUACUUGCUGCUGAAGCAUCCCUUGCUACCCAGAGAGCUGAUCUUGAGAGUCAUCUUAGAACAUCACAAACAGCUCUUGAAGAUAAACAGAAAGAUAUGGAUAGGAUCCAACAAUUACUCCAACAGACCAAGGAAGAAUUAUCUUCAUCAAAGGACCAGGUCAAAGGUCUUGAAACACAGAUACAAGAGGUCAAAGGUGAACUGACCAACAGCCAACAUCAAUACUCCUUAUUACAAACAGAUCUGAAGAAUAAGGACAGCCAGAUGUCAUCAAUUGAAGCUUCUAAAGAUGCGCAGAAAGUAGAGAUGGAUGAGAAGAUAACUAAUAUUCAAGCAGUGGUCACUGAGAGACAAAAAGCUCUUGAUCUUAUCACUGAACAAUUCCAAAAGACAUCUAAAAAUCUGACAUCAUGUGAGUCUAAGCUAGCUCAGACUGAAGCUUCUCUUCAAAGCACUCAGGAUCAAUUAGCUUCCACCAACAGCAGUUUAGCUAAAACAAAAGAAGAACUAUGCUUCACUAUGGAAAGCCUGGAGUCUAAGUCUACUGAGUUAUCAGACCUCAAAACAAAUAGUGAAAAGUCAAUUGGUGAAAGCAAAGCCACGAUAUCAAGAUUACAGCAGGAGAGAGAGGAGGUAGAAUCAAAACUUAAUUCCUCUAAUGCACAACUUCAAAAUCAGUUAACAAUAGUGAUGGAAGAAAAGAAUAAUCUUCAAGAAACUUUGAAUUCUCAAGACACUACUCUGCAAGACAAGGAACAGAUCAUCAAACAACAAAAAGAACAACAUGUACAAGAAAAGGCCAAGUUCACAGAAGAAAUGACUCACAAGCUGACUUCUGAGCAAGCUAAAGUCUCAGAGUUAACCACUGCUCUUGAUGCUACUCAGAUGCAGCUUGUUGAAGCUAAGGCUGGAUUAGCAGAGAAGACACAAUCAGAGUUAGUUUUGACAGAUCGAGUAUCAGAGCUUGAAGCAAGCCGAGUCUCACUUCAUGCUGAUCUUACUGCUGAACAACAGAAGACUGCUAGUUUGAAGAAACAAACAGAGCUUCAAGAUGGUACACUUGCAGAUAGUAUUGCCAAGUGUGAGCGUCUGGAACAGCAGAUCAUCACCAAGGAUAACAUACAGAAAGAUAUGCAACAGAAGAUUGAGAUAUUAGAGAAAGAUUUGGCAAAGGAAUGUGAACUAUGUAGGAAUUAUGAAAUUCAAGUGGUUAAACUGGAAUCCAAGAUCAAGGAGCUUGAUGAUAAAUCUAGUGCUCUUCAGACAGAGGUUGAGAGUCUUCAUACAUCACUUACUAAGACAGAAGAAGACCUAGAAGUUGUUAAAGGCAGUGAGGCUUCUCUUUUAUGCAGUGUCAAAGGCUUGCAAGAGAUAAAAAGCUCCUUAGAUCACAAAGUCACUUCACUAGAAAGUACACUGCAAGAUAAAGAGAAAUCAUUUAGUGAAGAAAAGGCUACUCUUACAUCUAGCUUAGAUGAAGAAAGAAACACUGUGAGAGUACUGAAAGAGAGUCGAGAUGGCUUCCAAUCAGAACUAGAACAAACAAAGAAUUUACUUCAAACAGAGAAAUCAGAAAGAGAAAAGGAAGUAUGCUCUUUACAAGAUGCUAGACAACUACUGAUCACUCAAAAGCUAGAACUACAGUCUCAGCUGACAGAGAAAGAUAAUGAUCUAUCUACCGCCCUUGCUGAUCAUGAAGAAACUAAACAAGUAUCUAAGAAGGUUCAAAAUAUGCUACGAGAGGAGAGUGCUGCCUUACAAAGCAAACUGGCAAUUGAAACACAAGCCAAGGUAGAAGCCCAUGAAGAACGAGAGCGUGAAGAGCAACGUUACACUAUGCAGCUAAGUGCCCUCAAUGAGAACCUAGGUACACUACGUAGUGACAUGAUGCAUGCUGAUACACGCUGCAAAGAAUUAGAGAAAUCUGUAGAAAACAUGAAAGGAGAAAAACAUGUUAUGGAGGCUACAAUUCAGAAUAGUCAAGAUGAAAGGAGAGCCCUGCUGGAAAGGUGCUUGACAAAUGAGAAGGAUGUUGAGAAGCUUCAAGCAAAGAAUGCUGAAUUAAGAAGAAAGCUUGACGAUGCACAGGCAGCGAUGCAUGAGCUUGGUCGAGAGAAUCAAGCUCUUCAAAUCACUCAGACCAAAGCAAUGGGUAGGAAAUGGGCUGAUGAUAAGGAGGUUCUUAACUGCAUGGCCUGUAGCAAAUCUUUCUCACUCUCUGUUAGAAAGCACCACUGUCGGAACUGUGGUGACAUCUUCUGUCAAGAAUGUUCAAGUAAAAACACCAUGAUUGCAUCAGCUAAGAAACCUGUCAGGGUUUGUGAUGCCUGUUACGUUGAACUCAACAAAUGAAGCCUCCAUCAAUACUGCUUAAUAGGAUCUGCUGCAUGACUGGGUAGUGUUUAAUAUGGGGGAAAACUAUUCCAGAUUGAUUUCAUUUACAUUGUUCUUUCAUUAAGGAGUAGAGAGUCAGAUCUAUGUCUGAAAUGAAAGCCGACAGAUACUGUUUUAUGCUACUCAUUGCUGUGUUUUAUGGUGCCCAUUAUCUACAAGUUUCUUGAUCACCUUAAAGGGUAAUGUGAUCACUUCUGUAUAUGACUUCUUUGACUCCAUCGGCGAUCUUCAAGACACAUUUAAUGUUUACAGGUCAGAUUAAUGUUAUUUCUUGUGAGCCUUUCCAAGAUGAAGAAUGGGGAAUCCAAACAUUGUGAUCUUGUGUAUAUGUUAACUACUUUAUCCACCAAGGAUGACAGUUCUGAUGUAUAACAACAAAACUUUCUGAAACAAACUGAUAUUUUGUCAACCCACCAUGAACUUGUCCCUAAUUUAUAUUCAUUGAACUAAUUUUUAACAGUAACAAAAUAUGGAUACUUUUACAAGCUACUGCAAUGUAUCAUUUGAUUGCUACAUUGCUCGGCUGGUAAUAAAUGUAUCUCCACCCUCACCCUUUGUAGGUGGUGGUUUGAGGUAUCAUAUUUUUGAGCCGUCAGUGUCCAUCCAUCCUAUUAUCAUUCUUGCUAUUAAUUAAAGAAUCCGAUCAACUUCAAACUUGGUCCAAGUAUACAUAUUGGAUUGGCAGUGAUCAUCUGUACAUUAGAUAAAGUUUGUAAUUAUUUGCUAAUAUGAAAGAAUCGUUCUGUUUAGUUUCUGCUCCAUAUUUUUUUUUGAUGUUCGGGGGGGGGGGGGCUGGGUUCACUUCAUUUGAAAAGUUGAUGGCCAGUAUCCACAAGAAUUGUCCUAAAAAGCACUCUAUCUGGAGAUUUAAGGGAAGGCCAUUAGGACACCCUAAUCACAAAUCUUUGCAUGUGUCCCAGAUUUGCCUACCUGCACACCUUAAGUGAUUUCAUUAAUUGUUAUAAUAAUUGAUACCUUAAGGAUGUUCCACAGUUAAAAGUGAAAUGCAUGUCAUUUUCACCAAACUUUGCAUGUAGAUUCUUUAGCACCUGAAUAUUCCAAAUAUGCAAAAAUUAGCAUGAGUACAUGUGCUUGGUUUUUUUUGCUAUAGAGCUUAAAAGUUCACCCAAAUGGAUGUUCUUAAGAAUUGUGCAUUUAAAAAAAUGACGAUUUUAGAGCUCACAAGAUCACUACAAUGAGUUUAAACCGCUAUUAUUUGGUCAAAAAAAUCAAUGAAAAUUUCAUCUUAUUUUGCAAUAUAGUUAAUAAUUGUAUCCUUAAGAUGGAAAAUCUAUUUAUAUUGCUAUUUGUUUGCUCUUUUAAGUCUAGCAGCGCUGUCAGUUCUUAAAAAUGGUGUGAAAGAUAACAAAAACCUAAUCUAAAAACUGAAAUUUCAGCAACAAAAUUGAGAAUUACUAUGAAUGCUGCACUUUAUUCAAAACCCUUGUCAUUUUCACAAAACUUUGCAAAGUUAUAGAGGAAUGUAUACCUAAGAGGUGUAAACAAAAAAAUAGGGGUUCAUGUGCUUGUUUUCAAACUUUCAACACUUUUAUUAGAGCAAAUGUGCUUUUUAAAACACACACCAAAAAAAUGCACCAAAUGCUUUGUAUCUAUGUGAGGAAAUAUAUUCCAAACCACUCUGCCAUUUAUUCAAACCCGGGGUCAUAUUCAUCAUACAGCACUGCAGAGUAAAGUAUUUUGAAAUUGUAGAGGUAUUUCAAAAAAAUGGACCAUGGAAUAAUUCCAGUUUAUUGGCUUCAAAAAUUACACAUCGGAUCUGCGGUUAGAGUGCAGAUAAAGAGAAAAAUCAGCUCAUACCUAGCUGAUUAAUCAACUGUUCAUCCAUUGUGACGUCAGCGAGCAGUGUAAAAUAUGCGCAGAUCAUGAUGCGCACAAACAUAACUGUGGAACAUCCUUAAAUCAGGAUCUUCCCAUUU
Lytechinus variegatus (green sea urchin) is the source of this 6451-nucleotide messenger RNA. Its product is annotated as early endosome antigen 1-like. Gene Ontology annotation, molecular function: 1-phosphatidylinositol binding; metal ion binding. Bases 102 to 4472 code for a protein of 1456 amino acids. NCBI's taxonomy places the organism in Eukaryota, Metazoa, Echinodermata, Echinoidea, Temnopleuroida, Toxopneustidae. Gene Ontology annotation, biological process: endocytosis. The transcript has 39 exons. Gene Ontology annotation, cellular component: early endosome. The record is from RefSeq and is a predicted model, not a curated record.